AUGUGCGAUGAUCCUUAUUGCACGAUGUGCCCGACCUAUUAUGAUGUCAAGGGGCGCCAGAAGCAGUCGAGAACAUCGGAAAUAUUUGACACUACGUUACAAAAUAUGUUCUAUGGAGAUGCAAGAAGCUUUGCGAAGAGAAUGGGCUCAUUCUUGCAACCCUAUAUUCCGGGAGUUAUGAAUCCUCAUGCAAAAGUUGUUCAGCGGUGGAACAAAUUCUUUGUGAUUUCAUGUUUGUUUGCAGUAUUUUUGGACCCAUUAUUCUUCUUUUUGCUGUCUGUGCAAAAGGAUAAUAAGUGCAUAGUAUUAAAUUGGCCCAUGACAACAACAAUCGUGGCUUUAAGAAGCAUGACCGACUUUAUUUACUUUCUUCAUAUGCUCCUGCAGUUCAGGCUUGCUUACGUUGCUCCUGAAUCUCGUGUAAUGGGAGCUGGAGAGUUAGUGGAUGACCCCAAAAAAAUUGCCCGGCAUUAUCUUUUUGGAUAUUUUAUCCUCGAUUUCUUUGACGUGCUGCCCCUUCCCCAGAUCAUUAUAUUAUUUGUGUUGCCAGUUUCUAUAAGAGGAGCUGGUGCAAAUUACGCGAAAAAUCUUCUGCGUGCAGCAAUUCUUGUUCAGUAUGUUCCUAGGCUGUACAGAUUCGUACCUUUGCUAGCCGGGCAGUCCCCCUCUGGACUCAUAUUCGAGUCCGCAUGGGCUAAUUUCAUCAUAAAUCUCCUCAUGUUCGUCUUGGCUAGUCAUGUUGUGGGCUCGUGCUGGUACCUUUUUGGUCUGCAGAGAGUGAACCAAUGCUUUCGAGAUGCCUGUCACCAUGGAUCUGGCAUUCUACGAUGUAUGGAAUUUAUCGACUGUGGACAUGGAGAUAAUAUUGAGGAGUUUAAGAAUGAUCCUACAUGGAACCAAUGGCUUAACAACAGCAAUGCAACUGCGUGUUUCGAUCAAAACGGUUUUGCAUAUGGAAUUUAUCAAAAUGCAGUUGCACUAACCACCGAACAAAACCUAGUGACUAGAUAUGUGUACUCGUUAUUUUGGGGGUUCCAGCAAAUUAGUACACUGGCUGGAAAUCAGGUCCCAAGUUACUUUGUCUGGGAAGUUCUUUUCACAAUGGCCAUUAUUGGUGUGGGCCUCCUACUCUUCGCUCUCUUGAUUGGAAAUAUGCAGAAUUUUCUCCAAUCUCUUGGUCGUAGGAGGUUAGAAAUGUCUUUAAGGCGACGUGAUGUCGAACAGUGGAUGAGUCAUCGUCGCUUGCCGGAAGGAUUGAGAAGGCAAGUUCGAGAAGCAGAACGUUUUAACUGGGCAGCCACAAGGGGUGUGAACGAGGAAAUGUUAAUGGAAAAUCUUCCAGAGGACCUUCAAAGAGAUAUACGUCGACAUUUAUUUAAAUUUGUCAAGAAAGUCCGAAUUUUCCAAGUGUUGGAUGAACCUAUUGUAGAUGCUAUAUGCGAACGCUUGAGAACAAAAAUAUACAUCAAAGAGAGCAAAAUCAUUUACCGUGGGGGACUUAUCGAUAAAAUGGUUUUCAUAAUCCGAGGAAAAAUGGAGAGUGUUGGGGAGGAUUUAACCGUUCUUCCUUUGUCUGAAGGAGAUGUUUGUGGGGAAGAACUCCUCACUUGGUGCCUCGAACAUUCGUCAGUAAACAAAGAUGGAAAAAGAAUUAGGAUACCAGGACACAGAUUGUUAAGCAACAGGCUCGUAAGAUGUUUAACAAAUGUAGAAGCAUUCGUACUUCGAGCUGCGGAUCUCGAGGAGGUUACUAGUCUUUUCGCGAGAUUCUUGAGGAGCCCUCGUGUUCAAGGGGCCAUCAGAUAUGAGUCUCCUUACUGGAGAGGGCUUGCAGCUAGACGAAUUCAAGUCGCAUGGAGAUACCGGAAAAAACGAUUGAGUCGAGACUCAUUGAGCCCCACACAACCAUCCUUCUAG
This is a messenger RNA of Striga hermonthica, 1917 nucleotides long. NCBI's taxonomy places the organism in Eukaryota, Viridiplantae, Streptophyta, Magnoliopsida, Lamiales, Orobanchaceae. The record is from the annotation of a GenBank genome assembly.